GAAGCGAGUGGAAGAGGGCGGAACGCAACGAUCGGAAAAUUUUCAUUGCUUGUUUGAGUACUGGUGAUUAGCCUACAAAGUUUCAAUAGAAUUUUCAAUUCUGCUGAAUUUAUCAUGGUUAUUUGUAUUUUUUUAACGAACAUUUAUAUGAAAGUGCAUUGUAAUUAGAUAUUUUUCAGAAAUCUCAGAGUAUAAACUAAAGUUAAACCGUCACAAUGGUGCAAUCUUCAUCUCCUAUGGUUGUGGUUGCUAACCGACUGCCCUUUAUUGUCAAAAAAGAUGAAAAUGGAGUUUUGGUGCGCAAGCAAUGUGCUGGUGGGUUGGUGACGGCAGUGGCACCGGUGGUGGUGGAGACUAGAGGACUGUGGGUGGGCUGGCCUGGCCUCCACAAGGAGGACAACCUCGAGUACAUCCCCGAGUCCAGCCCCGACGACAAAAGCCCCACCGCUGGACUCAAAAGCGAACAGGUGAUUCCGGUGAUGCUUCCUCGUCAGCUGUUCGACGAUUACUACAACGGCUGCUGCAACGCCUGCUUCUGGCCUUUGUUCCACUCGAUGCCUGACCGCGCUCUCUUCCAGUCCGACAAAUGGCAGGCGUAUUUGACUGCGAACAAAGAGUUCGCUGCUCGCGCUGUUGAUGCCGUUAAGAAGAUUCAUGCGGAGCAGCCGGACGCUGUGCCGCUCGUCUGGAUCCACGACUACCAGCUCAUGUGCGCCGCGAACUUCAUCAGGAAUGGCUGCGAGGCCGAAGGGAUCCAAGUAAAGCUUGCAUUCUUCCUGCACAUACCGUUCCCCUCUUGGGAUAUGAUGCGGCUCUUCCCAUGGGACGAUGAACUUUUGCAGAACAUUCUUGGAGCUGACUCGAUUGGCUUUCAUCUUGAAGAUUACUGUUUCAAUUUCCUUGACUGUUGUCAAAGGAGACUAGGGUGCCGAACUGAUCGACAGAAAAUGCUCAUCAAACACAACGCGCGUCUAGUGACAGUCCAUCCACUCCCCAUUAGUAUUCCGUAUGAGAGGUUCCAGUCGUUGGCCCAAGUAGCCCCAGCUGUGGUCAAAAAUAACCCCGAAGAGCAAAUCUUGCUCGGAGUCGACCGGUUAGAUUACACAAAGGGGCUUGUCCACAGAAUCAAAGCUUUCGAACGAUUUUUGGAGAAGCAUCCUGAACAAAUUGAAAAGGUCGUAUUUAUUCAAGUAGCUGUACCUUCUCGUACAGAUGUGAAGGAGUAUCAAGAAUUAAAAGAAGAGCUGGACAUGGAAAUUGGUAAACUAAAUGGUCGUUUUUCGACUGCCAAUUGGUCUCCAAUACGUUACAUCUACGGAUGCAUCUCUCAAGAACAGCUGGCUGCUUUCUAUCGCGAUUCCUCGGUUGCUUUGGUUGCGCCGCUUCGCGAUGGGAUGAAUCUUGUGGCCAAAGAAUUUGUCGCAUGUCAGACCAAAGAACCAGGCGUCUUGGUUCUAUCUCCGUUUGCAGGUGCUGGGAGCUCUAUGGCUGAGGCACUUCAGGUGAACCCAUACGAAACUGAGCUCUACGCCGACACCAUCAACCGUGCGAUCACAAUGCCGAAAGAAGAGCGUGAGCUCAGGAUGUCACUUUUGAAGAAGCGUGAGCGCGAAAAAGACGUCAACUACUGGCUUGAGUCUUUUUUGGAGAGUGUGAACUGUGAUUGCAAAAACACUUCGGGGAGACUGAGUCCUCUCAGGGAAGAUGAUUUCAGCACUUUCCUAGAAAAUUACGUUACGGAGUCCUCCAGGCUAGCACUCUUACUUGAUUACGAUGGCACUCUUGCCCCCAUCGCUCCUCACCCAGACUUGGCUGUUAUACCCCCUGAAACGAAGAAGGUACUUAUGAGGCUCGCAAAUAUGCCGGACGUCAAGAUAGCCAUUAUUUCCGGGCGGUCUUUGGAAAAUGUCAAGCAAAUGGUUGGCAUUGAGGGACUUACCUACGCUGGUAAUCAUGGUCUCAAAAUUAAACACCCCGAUGGCACCAUGUUCGUACAUCCCGUUCCACACGAAUAUGAAGAAAAAUUGGCCAAGCUUCGAGAAAUGUUGAAACCAGUGUGCACCGAUGGCGCCUGGCUCGAAGAGAAAGGCACAGGAGUCACGUUCCAUUACAGGGAGGUUCCUAAUGCUCUCGAAGCAGAAAUAAUUUCCAAAGCCGAGGAAUGUUUCGACACUGCAGGAAUUGAAGCGUACCACUCACAUCGUGCGCUUGAGGCUCGUCCACCUGUACCUUGGAACAAGGGUCGGGCUGCCAUCUACAUCUUGCGAACACUUUUCGGUGUUGACUGGCUGAGCAGGAUUUCCGUCAUUUUUGCUGGCGAUGACAGAACAGACGAGGAUGCAAUGAAGGCUUUGCAAGGCAUGGCUAUUUCAUUCCGUGUCACUGCAUCGAAAAAUGUAAAAACUGUAGCCAAUCACAGGCUGCCCUCCACCGAUGCAGUUUUUACAAUGCUGAAGUGGAUCGAGCAGCGACUGGGAGCCCGUUCUCUAGAAGAGUCCAAAACUCUCGGACGAACUAAUUCCGUAAGCAAAUCUCCGGCAGGAUCACCUACAAGAAAAUCUAGCCGGAACGGGCAAGCUGUCGAGGAAAUGGUCACAAGCAUGACGAUGAGCGACGACGACUUCAAUCAAAUGAUUACUGUGAAGUCUGUUGUCAACGGUGCGAGCCUAACUGCGUAAAACGAACGUGACGAAUCGCAACUAUUUCUUUUGGUGACUGUUUGCGUGUCGAAUAACUGAUGCCGAAUGAAUUCAUAGUUGAUGUGGGUGGAUAACUGUUAGUUCAUAGUGGGUGUACAUUAUAUGCGUGAUUGUCAACCCAAGUCAAUCGAGUAGUACAAACGGCUGUGCCCCUCAUGCGACCUGAAUUUAGAUUUGGACCUGCAUUUUUUAGAUGUGUACUAUCAGAAUAUUUGUCUGUAGAGGUGCAUUGAUUAUCAUAUUCCUUCGUAAAUAAUUAGAGCCUUCAAACUGAGGGAAAUUAUCGUUGCAGCGGAUGAAAAAAUUUCUUUCCAAUUAUUUUAACUUUGAAAUUGAAAAAUUUUGCGUGGUAGAUUAUAAAAAAAAUUGUAUCGUAAAAUUUGUAUGUUUAAUUCCAAUGAUUAUUGUUAUUAUUAUAACAAUUUAUCGUAUAAAGGAUAAGUUGAAGUGAAUGGGCUGCGUGGCCGUGGCACGUAGGUAGAGUAGGUGCUAGGGCCGUAUAUAUUUAUCAGAAACAGUUAUUUUAUAGAAUGUAUCCACGAAUGAUCGUUGCCAAUGUCGCGGGUCUUUAUAUGCUUUAUAGAUGAAGUAAACUUUUCGAACGUC
Molecule: messenger RNA, 3305 nt
Organism: Hyalella azteca
Lineage: Eukaryota; Metazoa; Arthropoda; Malacostraca; Amphipoda; Hyalellidae
Product: alpha,alpha-trehalose-phosphate synthase [UDP-forming]
Exons: 4
Coding region: 216-2678 (820 amino acids)
Biological process (GO): trehalose biosynthetic process
Cellular component (GO): cytosol; alpha,alpha-trehalose-phosphate synthase complex (UDP-forming)
Molecular function (GO): catalytic activity
Source: RefSeq, a predicted model, not a curated record